CAAUACCUCAUUUUCCCGUCGCGCGUCGCCAAACAAUUGAUCGAAUUAAUAUUAUUCACUUUGUGCCGUUUAGAAUUGUCUCCGACACUUUUCGACUUUUGUUGACUUUUGUUCAUUCUUGCAUUUUUUUCUUAGCAGAUGACUGGUCGUUGAUUUUUUUUAUCCGUGAAUACAGUAAGUAAAUACUAUAACUUACAAAAUGGCCGUCAGACGUACAGGACUUCUGACCGAAGAUUUAUCGCACGUCGAGUUCGAAACCAGCGAAGAUGUCGAAGUACUCACGACGUUCGAUAAUAUGAAGCUUCGGGAAGACUUGGUUCGUGGGAUAUACUCGUACGGUUUUGAACGUCCAUCAGCUAUCCAACAAAGAGCCAUUAAGCCAAUGAUCAAGGGGCGCGAUGUCAUUGCUCAGGCUCAGUCAGGAACUGGUAAAACGGCUACAUUUUCUAUUGCGAUGUUACAAUCUAUAGACAGCCAGUUGAGAGACACUCAAGUGCUAUGUUUGUCACCAACCCGAGAGCUUGCUGUACAAAUCCAAAAGGUUGUUCUAGCAUUGGGCGAUUAUCUUAAUGUUCAAUGCCAUGCUUGCAUUGGUGGUACUAACCUUGGAGAAGACUUAAGGAAAUUGGACUUUGGGCAACAUAUUGUUUCUGGUACUCCUGGACGUGUGUUUGAUAUGAUUAGACGCAAAGCAUUGCGUACUCGCAAUAUUAAGACAUUGGUGUUGGACGAAGCUGAUGAAAUGUUAAAUAAAGGAUUCAAAGAACAAAUAUAUGACGUUUAUCGUUUCUUGCCACCUGCUACUCAAGUUAUUCUAAUAUCAGCCACUUUACCGCAUGAAAUAUUAGAAAUGACAAACAAAUUUAUGACUGAUCCAAUAAGAAUCUUAGUAAAACGUGAUGAAUUGACACUUGAGGGAAUUAAACAGUUCUUUGUAGCUGUCGAACGGGAAGAAUGGAAAUUCGACACUUUGUGUGACUUGUAUGAUACACUUACUAUAACUCAAGCCGUUAUUUUCUGCAGUACUAAGAGGAAGGUGGACUGGUUGACAGAAAAAAUGAGGGAGUCAAAUUUCACAGUAAGUUCGAUGCACGGAGAUAUGCCACAAAAAGAAAGAGAUGCUAUAAUGAAAGAAUUUCGUGCUGGACAAACGAGAGUUUUGAUUACAACCGAUAUUUGGGCUCGCGGAAUUGACGUACAACAGGUUUCUUUGGUUAUAAAUUAUGAUUUGCCAAACAACCGUGAAUUGUAUAUACACAGGAUUGGCCGUUCUGGAAGAUUUGGUCGCAAAGGUGUUGCAAUAAAUUUUGUUAAAAGUGAUGACAUAAGGAUCUUGCGUGAUAUUGAACAAUAUUACUCCACACAAAUUGAUGAAAUGCCCAUGAAUGUUGCUGAUUUGAUAUGAAGACAUGGAAAACAAUUAUCAUUAGAACUUUUUCAAUAACAUUUCAACUUUUAUUAUAUUAUAAUUAAAUAUUCACUAAAGAAGAAGAUUUUGUAUUUUAAUUUUUAGAACUUAUAUUAUGAUAUUUACCAAUUAUAUUCCUAAUGUAAAUUUUUCAUAAUUAUGAUUUGCAAUGUAACACAUAAUUAAUUUUUCAUUAUUAAAAUUAUUACGGAAUAAAAAUCUUUUAACUGAAAUUAAAAAGAAUACUAUUGUUAAAUAUAAUAUUUUCUAUUUAAGUAAUAAGUUAAAAUCAAUUAUAAUAUUGAAUGAGAUAGUAAAGGAGUGAAAUCAUACAAUGCAAGUCUGAACA
This is a messenger RNA of Acyrthosiphon pisum (pea aphid), 1757 nucleotides long. Its product is annotated as eukaryotic initiation factor 4A-III. The record is from RefSeq and is a predicted model, not a curated record. NCBI's taxonomy places the organism in Eukaryota, Metazoa, Arthropoda, Insecta, Hemiptera, Aphididae. Gene Ontology annotation, molecular function: nucleic acid binding; ATP binding; RNA helicase activity. The transcript is spliced from 10 exons. The coding region runs from base 200 to 1405 and encodes 401 amino acids.